AUGAGCCGCGCGUCGGCGGCCAUGCGGAGGCUGGGCAGCGGCAUCGUUGAGGCGUGGCCGCACCCGGACUCGGAGAAGCUCUGGUGCGAGCGCAUCGACGUGGGCGAGGAGGCGCCGCGCGAAAUCGCCUCUGGCAUCCGCGCCUAUUACGCCGAGCCGUCGGACCUCGAGGGCCGCUCGGUGCUGGUCGUGUGCAACCUGAAGCCGGCCAAGCUCGGGGGCUUCCCCUCGAACGGGAUGGUGCUGUGCGGCACCUCCGCCGACGGCUCCGUCGUCGAGUUCGUCGAGCCGCCCGCCGAGUCGCCGCCUGGCGAGCGGGUGCGUGUCGAUGGCGCCACGAUGCCAGACCCCGCCUCGCCGAACCAAGUCAAGAAGAAGAAGCUGCUCGAGACGGCGACUGCCGACCUGCGCGCCGCGGACGGCGUCGCGACCUACCAGGGCGCGCCGCUCGUCACCGACGCCGGCCCCUGCCGCCUCCCUACUAUCGGGUCGGGCACCAUCAGCUAA
Emiliania huxleyi CCMP1516 is the source of this 507-nucleotide messenger RNA. RefSeq lists its product as hypothetical. The record is from RefSeq and is a predicted model, not a curated record. Bases 1 to 507 code for a protein of 168 amino acids. NCBI's taxonomy places the organism in Eukaryota, Haptophyta, Isochrysidales, Noelaerhabdaceae. Gene Ontology annotation, molecular function: tRNA binding. The transcript has 2 exons.